Molecule: messenger RNA, 2471 nt
Organism: Eurytemora carolleeae
Lineage: Eukaryota; Metazoa; Arthropoda; Copepoda; Calanoida; Temoridae
Gene: YL-1
Product: vacuolar protein sorting-associated protein 72 homolog
Exons: 12
Coding region: 42-1958 (638 amino acids)
Biological process (GO): chromatin remodeling; regulation of DNA-templated transcription
Cellular component (GO): nucleus
Molecular function (GO): ATP-dependent H2AZ histone chaperone activity
Source: RefSeq, a predicted model, not a curated record
UUUCGCCAGAAAAUCUAUUUUUUAAACUUGCAGAUUUCAAAAUGGCGGCAAAGCGAGCUCGACGUGAGUUUGCCGGAGCUAAGAUGGCGACUUUGCUUGACAAGGAAGAAGAGGACGAUUUCUACAAGACGACCUACGGCGGGUUCUCCGAGGAGGUUGACGACAGGGAUUUUAACUAUCAGUCCCCGCACGAGGAGGAGGACGAGGUGGACUCGGAUUUCUCUAUUGACGAGAACGACGAACCUAAAUCUGACCAGGACGAUGACGAACCUAAGAAAAAAAUGCGCCGAGCUGCCGGAGUUCAAACCAAAGCAUACAAGGAACCAGCUCGGAGAGCCGAGGUUAAACCUAAACCUGCUCCUAAACCUAAACCUAAACCUGUUCUUCUUCCCACAUCUCCGGAGUAUGGACGGAGAUUAACGAUGCGCGCAUCUACUGCGCAGAAAACCUCCGAGAUAAUAAAGACGAUGAAGCAGCGAGAUGCGGAGGCGCGGAGGAGGAAAAUGAAAAUGAAAAAACAUAACAAGGUGGAGCGGAAGUUGACCCAAGAGGAGAUUAUGGCUGAGGCUAAGUUGACCGAAAGAUUAAAUCUCGCGAGUUUAAAGAAAUAUGAAGAAAUGGAACUAGAAGCAAAAAGAAAAGCAAUGCGGAGUGGAAAGCGUGAAAUCAAAGGACCAGUUAUAAGGUACCACUCAACCAGCCUACCCUUGGUUCAGGAGUUCAAGAAUACAGACCUCAAGCCGGAGCUAGAAACUGAUGAUGCAGAAGAUGAUGAUGAAAAGAAACCUAAUCCAAGAAGACAUGAGAGAACACUUAUAUCCUUUACAGAUAAACAAACAAUGAAAGAAAACUUUCCAAAAUCCAGGUUCCAGGUUCCAACUCCCAAGAUCUGCCCAGUAACCCGCCUUCCCGCCAAAUAUUUUGAUCCCGUGACGGAGCUCCCUUACGCAAACCUUCAAGCAUUCAAAAUAUUACGGGAAGCGUAUUAUCAACAGCUGGAGGCGAAAGGUGACCGCAGUGAUCCUGAGGUGGCAAGCUGGUUAGAGUGGAGAGCCAAGAACAAACCAACCAAACCUAUUCUUGCGAGUAUUAACCGCCCCCCGGCAUCAUUUGCCAGUAUGGCCGCAGGGGUAAAUAGACCUGUACCCGUUAAAUCACAACCGCCGGCGGUUCAACCCCAACCCAAUGUUUUAACGCCAGUAACGGCUGCUGUAGUUGUCCCUAAACAACCUGUAGUGCUACCAACAAGACCUGUUAUCUGCUCAACAGCAUCUCUACAAACAGUCAGAGCUAUGACAAGUCAGGCUGUGGCUGUUACAACUGGUCGUACUAUAGCUACAACAACACUAACAGCAGCACAGCUCCAACAGCUUGCAGCUGCUCGAGGACAAGUGUUCUCUGCUCUUCAGUCUCAGCUGAAGGCAGGAACAGCCAGCUUUACAAUGUCAACUGGAGCAGGCGGAGUUAGGCAGGUUGCUGUUUCUCAAAUAAGCGGGCUAUCUCGCCCCGGUCAGCUAAUAAGUGGUCAGGCCCUAGUGCGCGGGCAAACUGGUCUUAUCGUGUCACAGCAGCCACGGGCACAAACAGUAACAGUUCAAAGACCUCAGCAGGUGGGAAUAGUAUCAACUGGGCGGGGCGGGAUUAAACAACAGAUAAUGGUUGCCAGCAACUCCCCUGGAAUAGUUCGUGGUACUCCUCAGCUAAUGGUUGCAACCUCCACCCCUCGUCCUCGACCUGGCCAGGUUGUGGUUGUGAGUAGUAGCAACCAGUCCCGGCAGCAUUACGUCAUAAGUACCAGUCAGUCCGGUAGCCCGGCCCAGCUGGUUGCUCUCACAGGAGGACAGACGGUCAGACCGGGACAAAUAGUGCAGGUGUCUGGUCAACCUGGUCAGCAUCAGAUAGUUGUAUCACAAGGAGGUCAAAUAGUUCUCCAGCCUCCAACCAGUAAACAACUAUGAGAUAGCGCCCCCUGGAGCAAGGUUUGUUUCUAGCCUGUGCUUCUAUCCUCGGAAUAUUUAUUUAUUAGUUAAGACCCUUAUUCUUGGCAGAGGCUUUGUAGAUUAGCGCUAUCUCAUACACAAGUUUCAACCUCUGAUCUCAUCCACUCUAAUGUUAUUGUGCAGAAUUUGUAAAAAGUUCUCCGAACUAUUUUUUCUUUGUCCUAUUUUUAUAUUUUUUUAUUCUUAACACCAAAUUUUCAGCUACAUAAUGAAAGAAAUUUGAUUUUUUGAUUUUGUUUUUUUCAAAUUUGAGAAAUUAAAACUUUUUUUGGUGUAAAUUCAUAUAUUUGCUUUCGUUAUCUCAAGCUGUUUUGUGUACAAUACAUCGUCAAAAAAAUUAUUAAUCCAGAUAAAUUCCUUGAAACUUUUAAUUAAUAAUUUAAAAAAAAAAUUUAAUUUAGUUAAAUUGUAUUUAUAACAAUCAUUGUCUGUACAUACAUGAUUAUUAAAUAUAUUAUGCGAACCUGUUGA